GCUUGUGAGAAAAGGAAGUACAAAGUUGGUCGUAUAUUGGAAACACAGAAGACCGUCCCUUUUAAUGACAAACGAGAUACUGAAGAUUGAAGAAGCUAUAAUCUACAAGUAAUUGUUGUAUGAUUUUCGCGCAAAGCUACUCGAGGGCUGUCUGCGUUAACCAUCCCUAAGUUAGCAGUAAUAAAGUAAAGGAAAAGCAGCUAAUCAACACACCCACCGCCAACUCUUGAGCUACUCUUUUACCAACGUAUAGUGGGAUUGAUCGUAACAUUAAAACGUCUCCAUGACCGACAGAGCGACCAUGUUCGGUGACAGGGAUUUGAAACCGCAGAUUGUGAGUCGAACGCCAUAAGGUCCAUUAGGCUACAAGUAAAACUGCAAGAAAUGCGGUCUUUUGUGACCUAUUAGAUAGUAAAGAAGCAGUUAGAAAUACUGCACUAUCUUUGUGUUACAGUGCAGCAUACUUUUAUAAUUUUGGAGACAGUUUAUGGGAAGAGCGGCAUUUUUACAUUAAUAGUAAGAAGUACAAAACGUAUAAUUACCUUAUACAUUAUUACUAGUAUUAGUGGAUGAAAAUUUACAAAAGUAUUCUAUAUUAUAACACAGAAAGACAGCAAUGCUUCCAACUGCAUCUUUAUUACCUCACAGGUUACACAAAUAGACUGCAAUAUUUUUCUUUUUAUUUGUAGAAUAGCUUCUUCAAAUUCGUCUAUCUUGUCUGUCAUAAAACAGAAUGGUAUUCUUAUUUUCCAUUUUACGACCAACUUAGUACUUCAUUCUGUCAAAUAAUUUUGUCUAGAUUUUUGUCACGUUUUUUGCACAUGUUCGUUAGUGCAGUACUACAUGUAUUAAGGUUGUCUUGAGAUGUUUCAAGAUGUCUGUUAGUGUUUUGUGAGAAUCGUGUGUGAGGUCGCGAAAUAUUUAUCAGAGACUUAAGUAUUUCAGAGUUCUUGUCGUGAAAGCAGAGUCAACUCAGACAUAUAUAUACAGUUCGGAGCAAUGGCUAUGAAAUUACCAUCCACUGUUCUGACAAAGUUGGUUUCAUCAUAUAAUCAUUUAUGGAAACCCCCUCCAAAAAAACCUCCAUACAAUCAUAUUUGUAGAAUAGGAGAUCCGGUGUUAAGAUAUGAAGCCAAAGCUAUUGAUGUGGAAAAGAUAAAAUCAGAAGAAAUUCAGAAGGUAAUAAGCAAAAUGAAGAAAGUAAUGAGAAAUCACAAGGCAGUUGGCCUAGCUGCACCACAGAUUGGAUGUUCUCUUAGAGUCAUCACAAUGGAAUUUAGUCCUGAAAGCUUAGAGAUGUUUCCUCCUAGUAUUGUUCUUAGUAGAGAAUAUCAAGCUUUUCCUCUACAGGCUACAGGAGGGGGUACUCAUCUUUGGACUUAUCGGCUAUCAUCUUCCGUGAGAUUGUUCAUUAUAGGAGUCAACCUGUUUCACCUGAUCUUGCCCCUAUUCCUCCUGAACAUGCCAAACUUGCUCGGGUCUACAAGAAUUUUGACAGCCUUUUUCCUCCACCUGAUUUUGCCAUAUUUUUCUAUGCCCCUACUGCAGAAUCAGCUAGGCCUAAUACGGCUUUUAGAUAUAAUUUCUCAGGUCUUUGUCAAUCCAGUGAUGAGGGUUGUGGAAAAACACAAAGUUACAUUUCCAGAAGCUUGUGAGUGUAUUAAAGGUUAUAGUGCAUUGGUACCAAGAUAUUACGAAGUUAAAAUAACAGGAUACAAUGAAAAAGCUGAAGAAGUGGAAUGGCAAGUAAAGGGUUGGCCAGCACGUAUAAUCCAACAUGAACUGGACCAUAUAAAUGGUAAAUUAUACACUGAUAUUAUGGUGUCACAGAGUUUUCAGUAUGACUUUUGGUAUCAGGAACACUUACAAAAGUGGUUUAAUAUUUUUAUAAGAAAGUAGUUUGUUCAAUCUGAGAAAGAAAAAAAGUAGUGUAAUGAGUAUUCUUUUGACAGUAUUUGAUUAUAAUAGCUAGAUUAGUCAUCAUUAUAUUCUGCAAUAAAAUAAAAGAUAUAUCCAUAGAAAAAGGAGAAUUAAUAUUUCUUCAUAUGUGAUUGUAAACUUCUGAGGUAAAGAUUGUGAAACAGUACUUGUGCAUACAGUAAUAUUUUCAUGUGUAAGAAUAUGUUGAUUAUGCUUUUGUAAAUUUUUUUCAUUAAAAACAAUAACUGUUAAAUCUCAAAAUAUGCAAACACAUCUCAGAAUGAAUUCUACUGUCAGAUGCUAUUAUUGUCAAACUAGCUGAAGUACCCAUUCCCUGCACAGGUGUGCAAAUGACUUGAAACAGGUAUUUAAAAACACAAAGAAAUAGCAGUCCAUUGCAUUGUUAAUGGAAUAUCACUAAAAUUUAAAACACCCUAAACACUCGCAAACACUUCCACGCACUUUGCCAAAUGCCCAACUACUCCGAGACUGUGGUGAAAUUCUGUCUACCAGUCUUUUUAAAAACCAUUGUGUUGUUACAUGUAGAUGAAGUUAAGGAUCACUCAAGGUUAUACUUGCUGAUAAACACUGCAAAAUAAAGUAUUGAGUCUUGUUGGUUUUUCAAGGCAUACUUACCAGUGAAUUGUAGUGUUAUAUUAUACAGUUUUUUUUUGGUACAUUAUACACCUCCACUUUAGGGGUGGAAGCUCUAUGGAUGUGCUCCUUCAACAUGAUUAUAUUUUAAACAUAAACACAACAGUAAAGUGAGUCUCGCAUUGAAAAAAAAGAGACAUAUUUGAUCAUUAGCAAAAUAAAGUUUCAUGAGCUUUGAAGAUUUCUUUUACAGUAGAAUUUCCCAUCAUUUAGAGAAAAGGAAUGGAUGGUGUUACAAUGUUAUAGAAAAAGUAGAGAAAUAGGCUACAUAUUGUAAAUUGUUUGACAAAAUCAAAGGUAUGCCUUUUUUGUGGGAAUUUUGACCCCCAAGUCACUUCUUGGGACCAUAGGAGUCACCUUGCCAAGUUUGGCAGAGGUCGGUCAAAUAGUAUAUGAGGAGUAAACGGACAGACAAACACAAGAGAGAGAGAUUUCAGGUUUUCUCUUUGGACUGUCUUCCUGGGUUUAGCUUUGUUAGCUGGCUAAGCUGAAGAAGCACACUUUAACUUAGGCAUUUUCAAAAUUUAAAUGUGCUGUGACUAAACCAUGCAGGUUACACAGACCUGCAAAUUUAAACUUCAUAAAAGUUGCUUUGGUUUUAAUAACUGUUACUUAGAUUGAAUUAUUAUUUCAUUUACCGCAAUGA
Molecule: messenger RNA, 3220 nt
Organism: Limulus polyphemus (Atlantic horseshoe crab)
Lineage: Eukaryota; Metazoa; Arthropoda; Merostomata; Xiphosura; Limulidae
Product: peptide deformylase, mitochondrial-like
Exons: 6
Coding region: 1000-1899 (299 amino acids)
Biological process (GO): N-terminal protein amino acid modification; peptidyl-methionine modification
Cellular component (GO): mitochondrion
Molecular function (GO): peptide deformylase activity
Source: RefSeq, a predicted model, not a curated record